Triticum dicoccoides is the source of this 956-nucleotide messenger RNA. Its product is annotated as protein SPEAR3-like. The record is from RefSeq and is a predicted model, not a curated record. The coding region runs from base 108 to 692 and encodes 194 amino acids. Gene Ontology annotation, molecular function: DNA-binding transcription factor activity. The transcript has 5 exons. Lineage: Eukaryota; Viridiplantae; Streptophyta; Magnoliopsida; Poales; Poaceae.
AAAGAGGUUGUGUGCAUCAUCCAAUCAACCCUCUCUCUCUCCUCCUAGCUAGCUAGCUUGUUCAUCUUGUUCUUCCAAGUCUUCCUGCUAGGUCUCUCUUCGGGGAUAUGAGUGGGAACAACUUUGGGGACAGCAUGGGGUGGGGUAGAUCGCCCGGCUCCAGGAAGGGCAAGAGAGGCGGCGGCAGCAGCGGCGGCAGUGGCGCCGACAAGCCGAAGCAGCCGCAGCGGGGGCUCGGCGUGGCGCAGCUCGAGAAGAUUAGGUUACAGAGCGAAAUGGCUGAGUACUUCCAUCCUCUUGGUGGUCAGCCACCCAGCUUGAUCCACAGAACGGCCAGCCUCAAUUUGGAGGAUACGCGGGCGUCAACGUCCUCGCUCUCAUCGUCCCCAUCGUCCCCCUUCCAUGCUACCGCCGUCUCGUCGGCCUUCCCGGUCCAUCCGAAUUUCGGGUUAGCAUAUGCGGAGAGAGGAGACGCGCGAUACGGUGAAUUCCAGACUCCCAUCGUCAGAUCUCCAAGCAGCAACACUAUCUACGGGCCACCACAUUACGCGCAUCCUGGUGUCACAUUGCCACUGUUUGCACCAGAGGAAUCUACCCGUCUGAGAGGGCACCAUGACCGGAGCCGGUCGGCUGAUUCGACGAGUAUGAACUCCGACGAUCCAGAAGACGUGGAUCUCGAGCUCAAGCUAUGAUCCACAAAUGUUCUUCUCCUUCUUACGUUCAUCUCUCCUCUGAUCUUAUACGACAGUUCCUUUCUUUAGCCUUCAUGGGGUUUUCCUUCCUUGUGGUGCAAUAAGUUUCUGAAUUGGUGCCACUAGCUAGAACCAAGGAUUUGCCAGCUUGUGUAAUGCGCAAAAGAUAAAAAGAGAGGAAUAGCAAUUCACAUUAUUUUUUACGUCAAGACAUGAUGUUGUAUGGGUAUGGCCAUAUGGAUGCAAGUCGUUUUGAUUGUACUA